UUCGUUUCUCGCAGUUUAUUCCAUCCUCGGCAUUCAAGUUGGAUUGUUGGCGAUUUAUGCAGGACGAAAUCGUUAAAUUUAUAAUUUUUAUUGCAUUUUUUGAUAUUAAGUUGUUAGUUUGAUAAGCAAAAUGAAAAAGAAGAUUAACAAUAACGACAGCAAAAGUGCCAUCAGCUGGGUUGGGGAACAGUACCAGCCGAACAUCGAGCGGACGUUCCGGACUAAAACGGCCAUUUUCUACAGAAAGUGUCACUUUGGUGCCUUGACCCUGGAGGUUGGAAGCUAUGUGCUGGUAUCGAACACGGACAGCGCCGAACCGGAUUCCGUGUCCGGGUGCGAUGUGGCUCGGAUUGAGCAUAUGUACGAUCUGAUGUUUGAGGAUCCGGAUAUCGAUUCGCAUCGAGCGAUUGUCCAGUGGUACUCCCGUCCGGGGGCGCUUCCCAAGAAGAUUGUGGCCGAUGAGAAUUACACGUUUGACUUUGAUAAGGAGAUCGUGGAGGAUUACCGGUACAAUCCGGACAUUUCGAUUGAGUCGAUCUUUCGGUUGUGCAAGGUGGAAAUCGUUGAUCCGAAGGCGAUUGCGUCCGAAGUUGCGGCUAAAAUUUCCACCAAGUUUCCCCUGUUCAUCGCUCGGUAUAGACUGACCCACGCGCCCGGUUCCAAGAAGAUGUUUAUUCAGGCGCUGAAGAGUUCCGGGGAGGGUGAAACGACUCCGCCGCGGAAGCGCAAGUCAAUGGCAGAUAAAACGAACCGUUCAGCGGCGAAAAGUGCUACAAAGGAUGUCGAGAAGACGCCCAAGCUGAGACUGACCCGGGCCAAGUCGAUUGAGUUUGUGGACAUGGCACAUUUGGACGACGAUGAAGCUCGGGUGGUCCAGAAGAUUCAGAGCGAGGACAACUGGGUGGUGAAGGUGGUUGAAGGGGGGUCUUACCAGAAGAAACUGGACAACGUUACGGAGGGUAUUAGCGAGGUGGAGCUGAGUGACGAAGAGAAUGUUUCGCCCUCGAAGAUGGCACGGAUUAACAGUACACGGAGAAAGUCGGGUGCUUUCCGGAGAAAUUUGAACGCUAGUCUGCAUUGCGAAUCACCCACAUCGUCGGAUACGGAACAUCUAAACUACUCGAUCGUGAAGGACGAGGCGAGGAAUACUCCGCAGAUGAAGAUCAAGUUACGUUUGUCGGAGGUUCAGAAGCCCGCCGCGGAUACUCCGACGAGAAGAUCCGCCCGGAAGCGCUCGACAGCUGAGGAGAUUGUUCCGCUUGACAUUCAGACAUCACCGCCGAAAGCAAGGAAAUCAAUCAUGGUGGAGGAGGAACCGCCGAUGACUCCGACGUCGAGACCGCGUCGCAAGAGCAUCCUGAAAACGCCGAGCACCAAGAACGUGGAGGCGGUCGGAACUCCCAAGCGCAACAUCCAGCUGUCCAACAUUGUGGAAGAAUUCGCCGAAGGAAGACGCACAUCCAAGGUCAUGCACGAAACGCCGAAGAAGGCGACCGUCGAAGAACCGAAAACGCCAAAAUCUGCCAGAGGUCGUCCGCGCAAGUCGACGUCGACCAUCGUCGAAGAGUACAAAUCAACGCCCAAAAGUGCCACCAAGCUGAAGCUGAUCCGGUCGGGCGCGAUCAAGCCAAAUGUGCAGGCCCGGGACGCCCCGGUUCAGAUCUCGCCGGACGACCAGCUGGCCGUGGCACGCGAGCGACUGCAUGUUUCGGCCGUGCCGAAGAGCUUGCCGUGCCGCGAGAAAGAGUACAGCGAAAUCUACAACUUCCUCGAGGGCAAGAUCAUCGACAGCUGCGGCGGGUGCAUGUACGUGAGCGGAGUUCCGGGCACGGGUAAAACGGCCACCACGACGGCGGUCAUUCGCUCGUUGCAAGUGCUGGCGCAGGAGGAAGAAAUCCCGACCUUUGAGUUUGUGGAAAUUAAUGGGAUGCGGCUGACGGAACCACGCCAGGCGUACGUCCACAUCUACCGACAGUUGACGGGCAAGACGCUGGCCUGGGAGCAGGCGUACAACCUGCUGGACAAACGCUUCACCACGAAGGCUCCUCGGCGCGUUACGACCGUGCUGCUGGUGGACGAGCUGGACAUUCUGUGCAAUCGCCGCCAGGACGUGGUGUACAAUCUGCUCAACUGGCCAACGGUCCCGAGCGCCCAGCUCGUGGUCAUUACGAUCGCCAACACGAUGGACCUGCCGGAGCGGCUGCUCAUGGGCAAGAUCUCGUCCCGACUGGGACUCACCCGGCUUACCUUCCAACCGUACAACUUCCGCCAGUUGCAGGAGAUUGUGAUGGCUCGACUCACCGGAACGUCCGCGUUUGACGCCGAAGCGGUUCAGCUGGUGGCGCGGAAGGUGGCUGCGGUUUCCGGAGACGCUCGGCGUGCGCUGGACAUUUGUCGCCGCGCGACCGAACUCGCAGAGGAACAGUCCCGCAAGGUGGAUAAGUUUGUAAGCGUUUCCAUGGGGCACGUCCAGAAGGCGCUUGGGGAGAUGAUUGCCAGCGCCAAGGUCCAAACCAUCAAGUGCUGCUCGCGGAUGGAGCAACUGUUUCUGCAGGCCGUGACCGCCGAGGUCGCCCGAACCGGCAUCGAAGAGUGCAGCUUCCUGGGUGUGUACUCGCAAUUUGAGGCACUUGCGGCAUUCGCCGGUGUUACGGUGCCGAAUCCGGGCCGCGCCAUUGCCAUCUGUAGCCGGCUGGGCGCAUCUCGGCUGUUGAUCUGUGAAAACUCCCGCAACGACAUCUACCAGAAGAUCUUGCUCAACAUCAGCUCGGACGACGUGCACUACGCGUUGCAGGCAAGUAACUUGAUUUAGGCUUAUGAGAGGACUGAUUAAGAAAAAACACAAACUCCCUUUUUACGUUUAAAUAAAUUGACUAUUUUAUACUCUUA
Culex quinquefasciatus (southern house mosquito) is the source of this 2889-nucleotide messenger RNA. It is a transcript of the gene Orc1, whose product is annotated as origin recognition complex subunit 1. The transcript is spliced from 3 exons. Gene Ontology annotation, molecular function: chromatin binding; DNA replication origin binding; ATP hydrolysis activity. Gene Ontology annotation, biological process: DNA replication initiation; mitotic DNA replication checkpoint signaling. Bases 131 to 2812 code for a protein of 893 amino acids. The record is from RefSeq and is a predicted model, not a curated record. Lineage: Eukaryota; Metazoa; Arthropoda; Insecta; Diptera; Culicidae. Gene Ontology annotation, cellular component: nuclear origin of replication recognition complex.